ACAACAUGGAGAAAGCAAAGUAAAAAAGAGAGAAGAAUUAUUGAGCCAACAAUUUGUUUGAAAUCAAUACCCUCAAAAUUUCUCCAAAAGAAAAAAUCUCAAACCCAUCUCUAAAAUCCUUAAGUUCAGCUUCCGUUAAUGUUCUUGUAGUAUUCUUCAUUUGUUUUGUUUGAAAUUUCUCCUUUUUAUUCCCUUAAUUAAUAGGUAGAAUUUUCUCCUCAAGUUUCCUGGAAGCUUAAAAAAAUCCUCUGCUUUUUGUGUUUUUGGUAUAAUAAUCUCUCGAAUUUGUGUUCAAAUCAAAUCUUUUGGCUUGUUGACCGUGUAAAUUUAUAAAAUUUGGCUGAACAGGCCAAGAAUCGGAUAUGGCAAUUCAAAAGGAUCGAGUAAAGUUUAACGUACGCAGUACAAUAUUUGAAACAACUAUUAAAACUCUAGCAAAUACAGGGCGAAACUCUUUUUUCGGUACAUUAUUUGAUGAAAACUGGGAGUUAAACUCACAAUUUAACAACAAUUCUAAUGAAGCUCUCUUCAUUGAUCGAAACCCCAAAUGUUUUUCAGUGCUUCUUGAUCUUCUCUGCACAGGCGAUCUCAACAUUCCCCCAAAAAUCAAUGAAAGACUCUUCUAUAGAGAGGCCUCAUUUUAUGGCCUUCUAGACCAUGUCCGCAUGGCCAAAUGGGGUCCAUUUGAUGUCAACAGGUUGAGGCUAGCCCAGUCUGUAAAGGGUCAGGCUCCCGGUGAUGCAAGAUUAAUCCGGGCGAGGCCAGAUGGUGGCUGCUGUGUGGCUCAUGGCAGCAUAGUUCAUGUGUAUGAUUGGAUGUUGAAAGAACAUCCACCAAUCAAUCUUGAUUAUCGAAGAGUUAAUGAUAUCGGUUGGGUUGAUUCUGAGAAUCUUGUAACUGCUUGUCAAGGAUUAGGUGGCAAAGAUGGAGGGAUGGGAUUGUUCAGUGCUUCAAGUGGAGAGUUGAGGUAUGAAUUUCAUGUCAGCCAUGACAAUCAAGUGAAGAGUUUUACUGCUGGGGUUUUGAGUUUUAGUAGUGAUCAUAAGAUAUUUUCAAGUUGUAAAGUGGGGAAUAAUGAGUGUGGGGUUGGAGUUUGGGAUCAGGUGACAGGAAAACAGAUAGAUUUCUUUUAUGAGAGAGAUGGUUGGUCUCUCGGUGAUGCUGAUAAGUUACAGUGGUUAAAUGGGAGGAACUGUUUAUUGCUUGCAAAAUUGUAUCAAAGAAAGGAUAAAUGUUACAUUUAUUUAUUGGAUUUUAGGGACAAGAACAUGGUGUGCCGUUGGUCUGAUAUUUUAGGUGUUACGGAUGCCUUUGCAAUGGAGGAGAGCAACUCCAUUUAUGUGGUGAAUGAGCAUCAGAAUUUGGGGUUCAUUGACUUAAGGUUCAAUGGAGGAAGUGUAAGGUGGAUGUCAAGAGACCCCCGGAUUGGGAAUACCGGGCAUAUCUUGGAGCCUCAUGAUCCAAAACUGGCACUGCACAAGGGGCAGAUGUUUUCAUUGAAGGACGAUUCAAUCUCUAUAUUUUGUGGUCCGGAUUGGGUGUUUACAUCCAAGCUUCAAUCAAAUGUUGGACGUUCCUUUUGUGAUUUCUCUAUCGGUGGUGAUAGACUGUUUGCUCUCCACCGUCGGGAGAAUGUAUUUGCUAUAUGGGAAUGCCCUCCUCCUCCUAUUAUGUGACAUGGGAAAGAUUCUAGAUUCGCUGUGUGCCUCUGAGAUGCUCUAUGCAUGGCAACAUGUUACAGGCUUAGGUUAGUGUUUAACUUUGCAUAAAGAAAGUUGUUUGGUGUCUUGCUUUGGUUUCAGUUUAGUCUUUUAUGGUAGCAAAUCUGUUGAAAUUCAUUAAAAAAAUAUUGAUGCUGAAAUGUUGUGAGGAAUAUAAGCGGCUGAAAAUGGUUUUGGUCAGUUGUUGGAAGAAAAAGUUGUCGCUUUGAAAUCUGUUAAGCUGAGGGUAAGGGAAAGAGCUGCUGUUAAGCUCUGUUAAAAUCCUAUUAGUUGCAAUCCUUCAAUGCAUAAUUUCAUCAAAACUCAUAGUUUAAUUAGCAGCAGUACUCACAGUGUCAAUAACUUCAAGCUGCAGCAGCCUCACCAGGUUCAUGUGUACAAAAUUCUUGUUAAUCCUUACUUAGUGUUCUAAUCUUUCUCUCUAUAUUUUCUCAUUCAAA
This is a messenger RNA of Mangifera indica (mango), 2161 nucleotides long. RefSeq names its product BTB/POZ domain-containing protein At2g24240-like. NCBI's taxonomy places the organism in Eukaryota, Viridiplantae, Streptophyta, Magnoliopsida, Sapindales, Anacardiaceae. Gene Ontology annotation, molecular function: protein binding. The record is from RefSeq and is a predicted model, not a curated record. The transcript has a single exon. Bases 363 to 1676 code for a protein of 437 amino acids. Gene Ontology annotation, biological process: protein homooligomerization.